Molecule: messenger RNA, 4008 nt
Organism: Callithrix jacchus (white-tufted-ear marmoset)
Lineage: Eukaryota; Metazoa; Chordata; Mammalia; Primates; Cebidae
Source: RefSeq, a predicted model, not a curated record
CCGAGUCUGGUUCCCUGCCUCUGCCCUCUGCUUCACCCUGGGUGGCUCCUUUUCCUUUCCUUUCUCUUCUUUGGUCAGUAAAGCUUCAGGUUUGGCUUUAAAGGCACGGGCAGGUCAGCUACACAAGGCAGUGUUUAUUUUAGGCUCCUCUUAGGUUGGAAGAUGUUAUUUAAGAAAACUUGAGGAACGUGCACGAAUCAACAACUUAAAGCUAAAACAAAUCAUCCCUUCUCUGAUUCCAGUUAUGAUGAUGACUUUGUGAAGCAUGUGACCUUCUGUUUGCUUUUGCCAGGGACAAGGAGGCCUUCAUGGGGAUGGAGAGGGAAUAAAAAAAAUUUCCAUUUGGAAGAGGUUGGCAGGGUCUUUUUCCCGCAACUUCUAAGAAUGAAGGAUCCCAAAGGAAAAGUUUCUGUUUUAGUUUUUGGCAAUUCCUGAAUCCUUCUCUUGUUUAGCUAGAAAUCUGAACUCCUUAUUGGGCUCUCCUCCCCUUCCUGCGCCCCCACUGUCUGCUGCCUGCCCCCUACAUGCCAGCUUGCAAAGGCUGGGGCCAGCCUCUGGUGAGCGGGUUUCCGCCCUGGCUUCAAAGGGUGUGUGGAAACCCAGCCUGGGGAGGUGGUUGUCUGUAGGGCUCCAGUCGCCCCCUGGUGGUCACUGGGCACCAAUCUCCUAUUUUGUUUCCAAGCCUCAACAGUGGAGGCAGCUUUGGAAAUAGUUGUAGGAAAUUGGACAGUGGUCUGAUUUUUUUAUCCGUCUCUCCAGAGACUCCAAAAUUUAUAAGAUUUUUGACUAAACAAGAAAUCUAGAUGAGGAGUGGGGGCUCACACCUGUAAUCCCAGCACUUUGGGAGGCCAAGGUGGGAAGAUCAUUUGAGCCUAGGAGUUCAAGACCAGCCUGGGCACCAUAGUGAGACCCUGUCUCUACAAAAAAAUUUAAAAAUUAGCUAGGUUUGGUGGCAUGCACCUGUGGUCCCAGUUAUUCUGGAGGCUGAGGCAGGGGGAUUGCCUGAGCCUGGGAGGUUGAGGCUGCAUUGAGCCAGGAUUGUGCAACUACAUUCCAGCCUGGGCAACAAAGCAAGACCUGUCUUUAAAAAGAAGCAAUGAGCCGGGCGCGGUGGCUCACGCCUAUAAUCCCAGCACUUUGGGAGGCCGAGGCGGGUGGAUCACGAGGUCAAGAGAUCGAGACCAUCCUGGGCAACAUGGUGAAACCCCAUCUCUACUAAAAAUACAAAAAUUAGCUGGGCAUGGUGGUGCGUGCCUGUAGUCCCAGCUACUCGGGAGGCUGAGGCAGGAGAAUUGCUUGAACCCAGAAGGCGGAGGUUGCAGUGAGCUGAGAUCGUGCCAUUGUACUCCAGUCUGGGUAACAACAGCGAAACUCCGACUCAAAAAAAAAAAAGCAAUGUACAUUUAUGAACAUACAAUUUGGUCCCGAGUUUACAAAAAAAGGCAAUCUAUGUGAGAUAGUGAACAUUACCACAGCUUGGCAUUUGUGAUGGCUUUUAGAGGUCUAGCCCAGGUAAAUAGGUAAUUUAUAGUAAGCUUUCUGGUAUGUUCAAAGUAGCUCAUCCCGGGGGGGAUGUGGCAUGUAUGUACUUAUGCAGCAGUCCUGCAGGAUGCAGGAUGUGCACAUGUGCUGCAGAGCCUAACGUACCAUUAAAAAAAAAAAAAGGUAGCUCAUCCCUACUCUUACCAACUUUGAGGACUCUGGAAGGUUUCAAGGUGCCAGAUUGGGAGCUAAUCAACUCUUUCAGUUUCCCCAUCAUAUAGAUGAGAUAAUGGUCAGACAGAAGGCCACAUGAUAAGUGAUGACAGACUAGAACCUGUCACCAGUUCUGAGCUUUUUCUGCUAGAGCAGGGGUAUCCAAUCUUUUGGCGUCCCAGGGCCACAUUGAAAGAAGAAUUGUCUGGGGCCACACAUAAAAUGCACUAACAUUAACAAUACCUGAUAAGCUAAAAAAGAAAUCUCAUUUUUUAAGAAAAAUUAUUUAUUUUUUGAGAUGGAGUUUUGCUCUUGUUGCCCAGGCUGGAGUGCAAUGGUGUGAUCUCGGCUCACUGCAACCUCUGCCUCCUGGGUUCAAGCAAUUCUCCUCCCUUAUCCUCCUGAGUAGCUGGGAUUACAGGCAUGUGCCACCACGUCUGGUUAAUUUUGUAUUUUUAGUAGAGACAGGGUUUCUUUAUGUUGGUCAGGCUGGUCUCGAACUCCUGACCUCAGGUAAUCUGCCUGCCUUGGCUUUCCAAAAUACUGGGAUUACAGGCAACAGCCACCGUGUCUGGUCUGUUUUUUGCUUUUGUUAUUUUUUUUUUUUUGAGAUAGGGUAUAAUAUAUAUAUUGUAUAUAUGCGUGUACGUGUAUACAUAUUCAUAUAUAUAAUAAUAUAUAUGAAUUAUAUAUAUAUAUAUAUGAGUUAUAUAUAUAUAUAUAUAUAUAUGUAUAUAUAUUUAACAUUCGGUUGUUACCAAAAUCUCAUGGUGUUUUAAGAAAGUUUAUGGCUUGGCCGGGUGUGGUGGCUCAUGCCUAUAAUCCCAGCACUUUGGGAGGCCAAGGCGGGUGGAUCACGAGGUCAAGAGAUCGAGACCAUCCUGGUCAACAAGGUGAAACAUCGUCUUUACUAAAAAUACAAAAAAUUAGCUGGGCAUGGUGGUGCACGUCUGUAGUCCCAGCUACUCAGGAAGCUGAGGCAGGAGAAUUGCUUGAACCCAGGAGGCGGAGGUUGCAGUGAGCCGAGAUCGCGCCAUUGCACUCCAGUCUGGGUAACAAGAGUGAAACUCUGUCUCAAAAAAAAAAAAAGAAAGUUUAUGGCUUGACGGGUUUUGGAAGCGGUGGUGGGGCGAUGACCACACUCCGGGCCUUGACUUGCCACGACCUGUUCUGCUUCAACAGCAUUAACUUGGAUCCCCUUACAGAAAUGUAUGGGAUUCCUUUUUACCUACAGCACCUUGCCCACUGGCCAGAGUAUUUCAUUGUUGCAGGGGCACCUGGUGGAGAAUUAAUGGGUUAUAUUAUGGGUAAAGCAGAAGGCUCAGUAGCUAGGGAAGAAUGGCAUGGGCAGGUCACAGCUCUGUCUGUUGCCCCAGAAUUUCAACGCCUUGGUUUGGCUGCUAAACUUACGGAGUUAUUAGAGGAGAUUGCAGAGAGAAAGGGUGGAGUUUUUGUCGAUGUCUUUGUAAGAGUAUCUAACCAAGUUGCAGUCAACAUGUACAAGCAAUUGGGCUACAGUGUGUACAGGACAGUCAUAGAGUACUAUUCAGCCAGCAAUGGGGAGCCUGAUGAGGACGCUUAUGAUAUGAGGAAAGCACUUUCCAGGGACACAGAAAUCCCUGGAAAUCCAUCAUACCAUUACCUCAUCCGGUGAGGCCUGAAGAUGUUGAAUAACCCUGGGCAGUGGUUCUCAGGCAGCUGCUCUAGAUGCUUCAUGGACAAUAUUAUUUUCAUUGGAUGAUUCUGGAGCUCUAUUAGGAGAAAAUUAAUCAUUUUCGGUCUUAACGAUCCAAGGAAAUACAGGUUAUCAAUUUAUUUUAAAUCUCAUUGUUUCCCGUUAGCAAUAUCAUACCUAUGAAAGCUGUUCACUGUAACAAAAUUCAGUGGAAAAUGCAGCUAGGUCAGAAGGAAACAUAACCACCGUUGUGGUUCAUAAUAGUCACUAUGUGUGUGCUAGGGAAAAGACUUGCUCCUGUCUCCUCCUAAAUGCUGUGCCUGAGAACCACUGCUGCAUGUAUUUGGUUUUAACUUUUGUAUCGAACUGUUAAUUGAAGCUUUAAAAGCAUAUAUGAAAUGUAUAAAUCUAAGAUAUAUAAUAAAACACAUUGUUGACUCUUAAAAAAAAGAAAGUUUAUGAAUUUGUGUUGGGCCACAUGUGGCCCAGAGGCUGUGGGCUGGACAAGCUUGCACGAGAGCGUGCGGCCAAGUUUCAAGAUGUCUGAGCGUUUGAGGGCUCACGGGAUGAAUACGUCUCAGAUGUACAUGGUUUUGAGGGCUUCCUACAUGUCAGCCUGGCCUGUGCUUCUCAUUCCU